UUGGAUUGUGACGAUGGCUUUUUUGAAGAUCAACUUGAUAGACCUCAAACGUCUCUCUGUUCUCUUUUAGUUGAUAUACAGCUAUCUGAUAUUGUAGAAGUCUGGGAGCUCUUCGGGAUUACGAAGUCAUAUAAGCAUUAUAUUAUGAUGACUUCAAAGAAUGCCAAAUUUAAUAUUGGUCUUAUUGCGAAAAAAUGGUAUCUAGAAGAUAUUCAAGAUCAAGAUGGUCAAUUAAAAUUACAAGAAACUAUAGAAGUUAAGAAAGCCCUUAAUUUAGCUCUAGAUUUAAAUUGUGAAGACGAAUUUCUUGAUAUUAUAAGCAACUUUAUUACCCGUAAAAAAAGUAGCAUACAAAGCACAAGCAAUGAGAAAAAUUUAUGCGUCUUAGAUCCCUUGGUUCAAAAACGACAUGGACGUCGACCAAAUAAGCGUAUUAAAUCAGCAACAGAGAAGUCAUAUCACAGUAGUUCUGGAAACAGCGCAAUCAACCCACCUGAUCCCAAUUUGAUAUCUAGAAAAAAGGCUAACCAAGAUAAUUCUAAUAAUGGUUUAUUAAAUGUAUCUGAUUAUGAAGAUACAAAUGUACGUACACAACCAAUGCAACAACGAUAUGCAUUUAGAAAUCCUCUUCACACUCUUAAUAGCAAUGAUAUUCAUAUUCAAGAAAAAACUGAUUUUAAUGAUACUGAUGAGGUUGGUGAUGAUGUGUCUAAUUCUGAUAAAUCAUUUAUUGUAGAUGAAAAUAUAAUCAAGUGUAAAUACAUAUAUAAAGCAUGUGGCAAAUCUGGACAUAAUAUAAAUUUCAAGAGUGAAAAUUGA
This is a messenger RNA of Dentiscutata erythropus, 819 nucleotides long. The record is from the annotation of a GenBank genome assembly. NCBI's taxonomy places the organism in Eukaryota, Fungi, Glomeromycota, Glomeromycetes, Diversisporales, Gigasporaceae.